Molecule: messenger RNA, 1485 nt
Organism: Cylicocyclus nassatus
Lineage: Eukaryota; Metazoa; Nematoda; Chromadorea; Rhabditida; Strongylidae
Source: the annotation of a GenBank genome assembly
AUGGAGGAGGAAGUUGAGUUUGACUUCAUGACAGGUGCCUCUUGCCCAGAAAAAUUGGACAAAAAAGUGCGAAAAGGACUUCUGAAUAGCCACAGACGAACUCAGCUCCGACAUCCUCUCUUUACCCCGCCUUUCCAGGAAGACCCCGCCUCCGCCCCGUCGAGUGCUAGCCUUGGUCAUCUGCUCCACACAGCCGCGCAGCCCAACACCAUCAUGCGCUCAUAUAUCCUGAUUCUUUUUGUACAAUCUGCACUUGCUAACGUCAUUAACUACCAUUUACAUACGGAUAAUGAUAAUGAGAUCAACGAAUGUGUGGAGCGAUCGAUGGAGAUGUUAAUGGACGAGACAUGCCUGUUCUUUCGGCAAACCUCUGAACAGGACGCUUCAGUAACGUUUAUCCAAUCAGAGCACUGCUCAUGGCAAGAAUCAAAUCGAACCGUGCACUUGAACCCUACAUGUAUCUCGGACGACUUCUGCUACGAAAUGAUUGGACGGAUGUUGUCAAUAGACAAGCCAAAGCAGCAGAUUGCUCGAUUCCUCAAUUUGCACUAUAAUUGUACUGAGAAAUGUACGAUUGACUGCCGACAUGGAGGCAUCGUACUGCCCGAUUGCACCUGCAAAUGCAGCUAUGGAUUCACUGGAAAACAAUGUGAGAAAUUGGCAAAGCAAGCCUCAUUUACCGACUCAUCUUGUGGAGUCAUUGAUGCCAACGACGAUGGUGUCUUGAAUUUGUCCACAUACCCGGAACCUCGCGAAAAGACGACUUUCUGCCAGUGGCUUCUUGAAUCCUCAGACCCGUGGGCAGUGAUCGAAGUGAGCAUUGAACGGCUCGGUCUCGACGGCGAAGAUGUUCGACCUGGAGCUCGCUGCAACGACUUCUUCACGGUGUUCGGCGAGCAGGACCAAGUUGGCCCGCUGCCAUGCGACGGCUCGCUGAACAUAACCGAAUUGCGAUCGAAGGCGAACUGGCUGCUGUUGGAGCUGCGCAGCGAUCCCUACUCGGAGAACUCCGUCACCGGACCACUGCUGCGAUACAGCGUGAAGCGGCAACGACAGGGAGUGCGAGUCUAUUCCGAGGGCAUGACCUCGUCAACGGCUGCCCUCUCCACCAUCGCUGCCCUGGUGCUGUCCUCGCUCCGACUUCUCUGAAUCCGCUGCCGCAUUUGAUAUUUUCAAAUUUAUGUUCGUGACAUAGCUACUAAUGUUUGUUAUGCAUCAAUAUGUUUCUCAUCACGGGAAUACGGUCAGUACCUCGUUAAUCUCGCGAAUGGACCUCGCUGCCCGUUCCUCUUUGAUCUACACUAUCACUCAGGUGAACCGAAUCUCAGCUGACACUUCGCAAGCUGUUUCAAGCGUAACCGACUGAUCCGAGUCGUUUCUUGUCAUGUGUUCAAUAUUAUGUGAACUGUUGCAUUGUCUUGCUUGCUUUCUAGGAAAGGCACCCUUUAAGCAAGCAUACUAUAGUAUAGUGAAUAUUAAACAAUA